Molecule: messenger RNA, 2658 nt
Organism: Colletotrichum aenigma
Lineage: Eukaryota; Fungi; Ascomycota; Sordariomycetes; Glomerellales; Glomerellaceae
Gene: LIP1-0
Product: Lipase 1
Exons: 9
Coding region: 1-2658 (885 amino acids)
Source: RefSeq, a predicted model, not a curated record
AUGGCUUCUACUACAAUCUUCCAGCAUCCUCUCAUCGGAGAUAUCAAGGCAAGCUCCACGGAAGAUGUGAUCCAAUUCUUAGGUAUCAAGUAUGCGAGCCUCAAUCACUGGUUUGACAACGCAAAGCUUGUGGAGUACGACGGAAAACGCCUUAGUGCAAUUCGUCAUGGGCCGCAAGUGAUAUCUGAUCCCGAAGGCGUUCAUAAAGAACACUUCAUCAUUCAGAAUACCCUACCAGUCAGUGACCAUCCAGGUAUCUCUGGGACAGAAUGUCUCAACUUGAACAUUGCUGCACCCAUAAAUUCUUUCAAGGGCCAGUCGCUUCCGGUGAUCGUUUUCAUCCACGGCGGUGCUUUCAUCACAGGGUCAAACUGGUGGCCCCAGUACGACUUGAAGCGGAUCGUUCAGCUUUCCAUCAAGCAAGGCCAACCUCUGAUCGCAGUCAGUAUCAACUACCGUCUGGGAGCUCCGGGAUUCUUGACUUCAGACGAACUUCGAAAGGAGGGUUUUAAGAGCAAUCAAGGUCAUCAUGACCAAAGAGCUGCUCUCCAAUACGUCAAGAGGUACAUCUCCGGUUUUGGCGGUGAUCCUCACAAGAUUACAGUGAUUGGUGAGAGCGCCGGCGGAAUUUCAACUAGUCGUUUGCUUUACUCGAAUGAUGAUGCGCCAUCUCAGUUGGCUGUGCUAAGCGGUGCACCCCCUUCACUCCCUCCUAUGGAUAUCUCAGCCGCCGAGGAAGCUUAUCGUGGAGCACUCAAAUCCCUCGGCGCCGAAGACCUUACUCCGAGCCAGCGAGUUGAAGCUCUGAGCAGACUUUCACCUGAAGAGCUCCUCGAGAAACUUGACAAGAGUCUUCAAUUCUUGCCCGUGCUGGAUGCAGAUACGGUACCUUUCGUACCGACUUUCGAGGCAGUAGAAGCCAAAACGUCCAUCCCCGACAACACCCCUUGCAAGGCCAUCUUUGUUGGCUAUCUUCCUGAUGAUGCGAGCAUCUUCGGCCUCGCCGGACUACUCCAGCGGAAGCCUAGUAUUGGUGCUUCGUUCCAGAAGUCAAUUGAGUCAUCCUUCUCGGAUCACCCCGACAAAGCUACUAGAUUGCUGAAAGCCUACGGAAUCAGCGAAGAUACCAACGAUGAAGAUGCCUUCAAAGGUGUCAUAAGGUUCGCAUCAGACAUUGGCUUCCAGGCACCGGCUCGUUCGUGGGCUGCCAGCUUUCCUGGCGACUCAUACCUCUUUGAGCUGGCCGAGGCAAACCCUUGGGAAGGCACUUUUAAAGGCUAUGCCACCCAUGUGCUAGAUGUUGCACUCCUGUUCCAGAACUAUAGAGAGCAUUUGGACGCGAAGCAGCAAGCCUCUGCAGAAGCUUUUGCUGCAGACAUCAUCACUUUUGCGCACGGCAAGGCGCCGUGGAAGAAGCAUCGAGAUGGAGGCGGCCUGGGCGUAUAUCGAAACGGCGUUAGAACUUACGAAGAAGGCCCUGGAGUUAUCUCGGAACAGCAUCAAGUGCUGAUGGAGGCCGUGACUUUCGGCAGCGCCGCCUCGGGUCUUUGUGACACGACGAAGAUUGUUGAAGACUCUGUACGCAUGGGACUACCCAUCAUCGCCGUCGCCAUCCAGUACAGACUCAACAUCUUUGCAUUCGGAGAUGAUGACAGCUCAGUAAACCUUGCUUUGAAGGACCAAGCGCUGGCGUUGCAAUGGGCCCAAAGGCAUGUUGCUGCCUUUGGCGGCGAUCCUAAAGCCGUUACUCUUGCGGGGGAGAGUGCAGGAGCAGUUUACUGCCACGCACACAUGGUGAGCAAGGCGCCGUUGAAUCAAUGCAUUCUGGCAUCCGGGUCUCUGCAUCUUUCGCCCCCUCAACCGCAAGAGAGGGCCGCUGCAUUUCGCUCUAAUCUCAAGCAUCACUUACGCGAUUUGGGCAAGUUGGAUUUGCGCACAGCUCCUGCUGAAGUUGUUGUAGAAGCAUUGAAGAGAUCCGAGAUCCAGUCUUGGUUCCUUCAGACGGAAUCGUCACUUGAAGGAUGGCAGGAGAGCUUAGGCGAGGCAAGCCGACUGAUGAUCAGUGAUGUUCAGAACGAGUCUGUCCUCUGGCGCGAUGGCAUCUGGUCAAUGGGGGUCAGUGACAUUGUCAGCGCGUUUGACACCGCAGGAGAACAUCGCGACAAGCUCAAGCAAGCGUACAACAUUUACCCGAAUAGGCCGUCCUCGUGCAAGCUUGGGGCGCUGGACUUCAUCAAUGAUUACAAGUUCUUGCUCCCUGUCCAGGAGAUGGUUCAGCUUUGUAAACGCGCCGAGACGCCCGUGUAUCGGAGUCUCAUUGAUGAGGCCAACCCUUGGCAGCCAUCGAAUGGAGCGCAUCACGCGAUCGAUCUGAUCCUCCUGUUUGGCGGUUUCGACUCGUCGAUAUCUCCAGCCGCCAAGGCGACUGGCGAAGAGAUGCGCAGAUCGUGGAUUCAGUUCAUCCAUUCGCAGGAGCCUUGGUCUCCGAUCUCAACCGCUGCCUUUGGGCCCUUUGGCAUGUUUCAGGAGCUCGAUGACACCGAAGUAAGAUCGCGAAGGCGCAUAGAUCAGGCGAAAUACUUGCAAAGCGUUGGAUCGCAGGCGCUGGACAAAGUGUUUUUGGCUCUAGCUGCAGGAAGAAUCAGUCUUCUGAAUUAA